Messenger RNA from Perognathus longimembris pacificus (Pacific pocket mouse), 999 nucleotides. RefSeq names its product taste 2 receptor member 38 (gene Tas2r38). Gene Ontology annotation, molecular function: G protein-coupled receptor activity; bitter taste receptor activity. The transcript has a single exon. Gene Ontology annotation, biological process: sensory perception of taste; detection of chemical stimulus involved in sensory perception of bitter taste; G protein-coupled receptor signaling pathway. The record is from RefSeq and is a predicted model, not a curated record. NCBI's taxonomy places the organism in Eukaryota, Metazoa, Chordata, Mammalia, Rodentia, Heteromyidae. The coding region runs from base 1 to 999 and encodes 332 amino acids. Gene Ontology annotation, cellular component: membrane.
AUGUUGACCCUGACUCCAUCCUUAACGGUGUCCUUUGAAGCCAAGACUGUGUUUUUGUUUCUUUCCUUUCUGGAGUUUGCAGUGGGGAUCCUGACCAAUACGUUCAUUUUCUUGGUGAAUCUUUGGGAUGUGGUGAAGAAGCAGCCACUGAGCAACUGCGACCUUGUGCUACUCUGCCUUAGCAUCACGCGGCUUUUCCUGCAUGGGCUGCUGUUUCUGGAUGCCAUUCAGCUCGUCUGCUUCCAGAAGAUCCAACACCCACUGAGCUACGACUACCAAGCCAUCCUCAUGCUGUGGAUGAUCGUGAACCAAGUCAGCUUCUGGUUCGCCGCCUGCCUCAGCCUCCUCUACUGCUCUCAGAUCGCUCGUUUCUCUCAGCCCUUCUUGCUCUGCUUGACAAGUUGGGUCUCCAGGAGGAUCUCACAGAUUCUCCUGGGGGCGAUGCUUUUCUCCUGCAGCUGUGCUUGCCUCUGCCUGUGGGACUUUUUUGGCAGAUCUCACUUCAUCCUCACAGCGGGGUCACCCCUGAACGAUACACACUUCGAUUUGCAUGUUUCGAAACUCCAAUUCUUUUACUCCUUUAUCUUCUGCAAUGUGAUGUCUGUCCCCCCUUUCGUAUCUUUCCUGGUUUCCUCCGGGUUGCUGAUUUUCUCCCUGGGAAGUCACAUGAGGACAAUGAAGUCACAAACCAAAGACUCUGGGGACCCCAGCCUGGAGGCCCACGUCAAAGCCCUCGUGUCGCUGGUCUCCUUUCUCUGCUCCUACGUGCUGUCCUUCUGUGCUGCCCUCAUCUCCAUACCUCUGCUGAUACUGUGGCGCAGCAAGGUUGGGGUGAUGGUUUGUAUAGCUGUGAUGGCGGCCUGCCCCUGUGGCCAUGCAGCCGUCCUCAUCUCGGGCAAUGCCAAGCUGCGGAGGGCAGGAAAGGCCAUUCUCCUCUGGGCUCAGAGCAGCCGCAGGGGAAGGACCCCCCACAAGGCAGGCCCCAAGAUGCUUUGCUGA